This is a messenger RNA of Lethenteron reissneri (Far Eastern brook lamprey), 12767 nucleotides long. RefSeq names its product mucin-2-like. The record is from RefSeq and is a predicted model, not a curated record. Lineage: Eukaryota; Metazoa; Chordata; Hyperoartia; Petromyzontiformes; Petromyzontidae.
UGCUGUAUGUUGCACACACACAGACACAGACGACGAAGACGACUCUUGUCAUAUUGGUGAUAUUUAGAUCCUUGCACAAGAUCUGCCCGGCGGGGGGCGGGGGGGUGGCUGGGAUACUGAAGAAUUGCAUUGGGCGUAGAGAACCCCACUCACCGGCACCUGGCAAGAGGGCGUUGGCAUUCGCCAAAUUAGAUUUUUUUUUUCGGGGGGUUUUGCUCGGCGGCGGCAUCUUGAGCCGUGGCCACCGUUCAUCCGGGGGGCAGCUUCGGAGGUUCUUCUGCCAUGGGGGGCCUUCAUGUGCGCUCCCGCAUCCCACCUGGAGCAGCCUGGCUUCUGAUGUUCGUCGUCGUCAUGCUCGCCAAGACGCCACGUUUAGCUGCACAGUCUACAACAAGCAUAAGCCACGCGACUGAGUCAAAUACUGUGGAGUCUACAGCAGCGUCAAAUGUGUCAACAUCCAUGACAGAUACAAAUAGUACUGCUCCUAGCACAACUACAUUUGCAACCACACCCAUCCAGCAAACAUCUUCCAACACUGGGACACAAACCCACCAAGUUGUAGCUACAUCAUCAUCAAGUUUAGAUCAAACAACCACAUCCGUGAACGUAACAUCUCAUGCCACGGUUUCAUCGCAGAUGCUCACAUCUGCUACAGGCCUCCCAGGAUCAGUGAGUACAGUGUCAAUUGUGACUGACACCACAGCCAUUUCAUCUGCCACUCCACAUCAGACUUCUCCAGAACCAUCAGCAGUUUCACCAAUUGUUACCGCAGAAUCUAAUGGUACAUCAACGAUUGAAACCACCAUAGCAGCCAGCCCCAAUGCUACUACCGAUAGAGCAACUGUGUCUACCACAACAUCGCAUAGCGUUGUAACUUCCACUUCGGUUAAUGAAACUACCUUGACAGAGAGCACUCAAGGGCCAUCAGUGACCGGGCCUAUUUCAGCUGUAACCCCAGAAACAAGCACGCAAUAUACAGCAAAUGUGACUGGGUCGUCCACCAGCAUGCCCCUCAAUACCUCUAUGACGCCAGAGCCACCGUUUUUAUCAACAACUCCGAGUGAAAACUCAACAGUCACGAUGUCAAUAACAACUGGCAUUGUAAAUCAUACCUCAUCUUUCGUGUCAACUGGUGGGUCUCAUCUCACUACUGCAUCUCAAAAUAACGAGACUGAGACCAGUACCCAUUCUUUAACAUCAUUUCAAACACCGGAGGAUAACUCUACUUCCAGUCCCACAACAGAGACAUCAGUAAUGUCUGAAACCACAGUACAAUUGAACAACACCACAUCUGCUUUGAACAUAAGUGCAACGACAUUUCCAUCACAUGAGACUACCAAUACUGUAACAGAGGGCACACUUAAAACAACUGUAAAUGCGAGUACAGCAUCAUCGAACACUCCCACCCAAUCAACAAAUGCAAGCACAUCAACAGACUCAAACAAUGCUACAAGCACUUCCUCACACACCGCCAUUAAUACAACUGCAAUACCGGAUACAUCAUCGCAACCGAGCAGUGUUACCAGCACUCAAUUCGAGACCACUAUGAAUACAACUAUGAUGCCUGAGACUACGAUGCUCCUCCACAACAGCACGACUCAUGCGACAUCUGGAACAGUAGAAUCGUCGAAUAGCACCACGCAGUCAACAAGCGUGAGCGCGCUAACACAGCCGAUCAAUGCUACGAGCGCUGCAACACCUGAUAUGUCAUCGCAAGCAAGCAGUGUCACCAGCUCGCCCGCAGUCACAUCGAUGAAUACAACUAUGAUGGCUGAGACCACGGAUUCAAGGAACAACACCACAUCUCACACGACCUCUGGGACAACAGACUCGUGGAACAACACCACUCCCGCCACGACGAUGAGUCCAUCGUCACCAUCAAACUCCACUGCCAGUCAAGUAACAGGAACGACAUCAAAUACUACCACAAUGAUGUCCCUGACCACAGAAUCGUGGGCCACCACCACACCUACAGUAAAUAUAAGUACAGCCACAUCCCAAUCAAAUCUCACGGCAAGCACGUUGAUGUCUGAGACGACAAUGUCCUGGAAUAAUGCCACGUCCAGUAUCAAUGUCACCCAAGCAACAACACAACUGUCCACAAGCCACGCAGGAUCUGCCUCCACCAGCCAUCCAGAUAAUACGACGGCGUUUUCUUCCACAGAAGGGUCUUCAGUUACUUCUCCUCACAAUGUGUCAACUCCAAAUGUUCCGACAUCUUCCACUAAUGACACAUCCACUGCGGUUGCAACUCCAUCUCAGGGUACGAGCACAACACAUGUUUCGACAACCAGCUCUGGCAUCAAUGAGAGUACCACUACUGCCUCACUCAGUAGCAGUACUGUGGUUCCAGUCAAUUCCACCACAAUGGCUGUGACCACAUCUCCAGGGUCAGAAAAUUCUACAGUGACAACUGCUUCAGCGACCACAGCCACAGAAACAUUUCAUACGGCAAGUGGCAGUGCUCCUACCUCAUCUACAACAAUGUCCAUGAACGCGACCAGCCCUUCUACGAACGUGACCAGUUCGUCUUCCGCUACGAUGUCAGCAGCAACUCCGAAUGGAACUGCAAGCUCAGCAUCGACCGGAGUCUCAACAAAUGUGCCCAGCAUGUCAACACUGGCACCACCAACAUUGCCGACGUUUAACCUUACAUUUAAGAUUACGAACGAUCAAUUUAACGAAUCCUUAAACGACAAGACAUCCAAUGAUUUUCAGAUUUUGUCAAAAGAAAUCAUCAUUGAGAUAGGAAAUAUCUACAAAAGCAGCUCUUUAAAGGAUUCAUACAGGAGCACGACAGUGGAGCGAUUUUCGAAAGGAUCAAUUGAUACAGAAACCAGGGUGGUGUUUUCCAACAACCCAGUUGUCAAUAGUAUGGGAGUUCUAGACACAUUUAAGCAAGGACUAGAAGUCGAUCAGCUUGGUCGUUUGAAAGUCAACCUCGAUAGCAUCAAAGUGACUGAUGUAAAUUCUGGGACGCAAACGACAAGCACAACAACGACAAGCGCUCCGAACUUGUUCCCAGACUGGGGCAUCGCUCUCAUCGUCAUGACGAGUCUGAUCCUCUUCAUCAACAUAUUCCUUUUCAUCGGCUGUAUGAUCUACUUUUGCCGGCGCUGUAAAUGUUUUGGCCGGAACAGCAGCUACUGUCCAAGUGAGCAACAAAACUCAUUCCCCAUGUAUCAUUCCCAUUCCACCUUCGCCCACUCCAGAAAGCAGCACAGCUUGCCCGAGCUUUGUGAAAAUGGGACGACUGGCCUCUACUAUUCCAACUUGAACGGAGAUUCUACACUUUGAAAUGUUAUCUCCGCAAACGACGUUGGGCGAGCCGGAAUGUAUAACGAGCCCCUGAUGCUUUGGCAGAUGUGGGGGAGGGCACAGAAUUAAAUGGAUGGAUUUCACAAUGUUGUGACAAUCCAUGAAUGUUUAUUUUUUAUGAUUAUGGAAAUACAACGUGUAACUACUGUAGUAUAGCAAUGUAUAUGUGCACAUUUUUAAAUACAGUAUCACAGCUGGUAAAUUAGAUCAAUGACAGUUAAAUCAUAAUCGUUUAUAGGUAUUGUGAUUAAAUUGUAUUAACAUUUUUAUUUCAAUCAUCUCUUGUGUAUUUCUGCUUGUACUUCUCACAGUAUGUCGACUGCAGAAGUUGAUUAAGUAAAGUAUAUUGACUGCACUCCAAUAACAAACAUGGUAUAUUCCAACAUUCACUUGUCAACGUAUAACGUUUUCCAGUGGACGGCAAAGAUGUGACCACUAUAUAGUUAUGGGCCCAGAUUAAGAAAUUAUUUAAAAUAUAUAUCAUGACAUUAAUUUGCAAGCAAAGCUCUUUCCGAAACAUAUUUUCUAAGGGAAAUGCCUUCCAAAAAGACAAGAAAAUUGUACACAUUUUAUACGAAUACAGGGUAUAUUGUUAAUAAUUUAACAAUAAGAAUGUUGAACGAAUGUGUAUUUAGCAUUGUAAUAAAUUGGUAGUAACUAAUCAUAAUCUGAUCAGGGAAUAUACAACUUUACAUAACUGUACAAAACUAUCUAAAAUUACGUAUUAGAAAUGGUUAUACUAUUUAUACAUUGUUUCGAAUUAAGUUCUAUUGUGAACCACAUCUUUCCCCCAUUUAGUCGAUAUGGUCUGUUGCCGUGACAGAUUCAUUCAGUGCUGGGCACCAUAACAAAUACAUGGCAAGUGUAUCCUGGAAAUUUUGUAUUUUAUUUUAAUCUUUAGAUUUCAGUUCUUUUUUUAUUAUAUUUUCAUACCUUGCUCAAGCUUGUACUGCUUCUAAAAUACUUUUUUUUAAGAAUAAAUGGCAGUGGGAUUCAAGUAGAGUCGAGACGCACGAAUGCUACGUCUGUGUCAGGGUUCUGAGCCCAGCCUCGCUGAGAUCCACCAUUCAAAUUCUGAGACUGCACCCACUGUGUAGGGAGAUUAAGUCUCAUCCCAGACACCAAUGACUGCACACAAAUACCCAACUGUAAAAUAUGCUUUGCUUGUACAGUGAUUGCGGUAAAGCUUAGAGCUGAGGGCUCAAUAAGUAGCUGAAUUAUGGAGCACAAAAUAUAUUGAUUGGAUCAGAUAGAUCCAUGAAGGGCAGUGGCCAAAGACCUGUGAUGUCACUUCCUGAUCAUUGCAUAAUGUUCAUUCCGUUUAUUACGAUUUUGAGCACAAUGGUCAGGAUUGGACAACGUGGCUUAUUGCUCUACUUCUGCAGUAAAAUUCAAAUAAUAUUCGCUAUAGGUGUGCAUGCCAUUGCCUUCAUCGUGCAUAUAUGAAUACAUUUAAAAAUAAUCAACCAUUACUUCUUAUUUAAGAUGUGAAAAUCUGACCAAUUUGGGAGAAAUCAUUACAGGAUAUGUGGUCCAUCUGAUUCUGUAGUAUUUGUGUUAAUUUGGCUCAUUACAAAACCUUUACAAAAUAACUGAAAUUUAAAACAGGUUUUCAUAUUCUUCACAUAUGUAUUGCAAUUUUGUGACAAGAAUAUUAACUUUUCCAGCCGAUUGUACAGAAUUCGCAAUUGCUUCAGACACAACCUCUGUAAAUAAUGGGAAGAAAUUUUACGUAACAUAAAAAAAAACAUUGCAACAUAAUCAUACACCAGGACGAAAUUAUUCUCAGAUAUUCCAUUUAAAUGUUUCCCUGUAUUUAUAGAAAUAAAUAGCGUUUGCCUGAAAAGAGUAACUAGUGGUAGUAGGAUAUUUAUAAGGGAUUAGGUGGCUUAAGCAACGCAGCAACUUCCCUCUUUACCCUUUACUCAUAAGAAGAGAGCAAUGAUUCCAUUGCACCCCUCCGAUAGAUAUGUGUUUUUAUCGCUUUAAUAUACACAAUAGUGAUCAUACUAUGGAGAGGGCUGGCUCCUGCCAUAGAAAUGUGGAAUUGAGACCCUUUCUUCAGUGUCGCAAUGGAGACACUUUCAUUUUAACAUGCUAGUAAAAUGUGAGAAAAGCGGUCUUGUUUCUAAAGUGAUUUUCUAUUAAAUUCACCCAACUUGCAAUGUGAUGUAUAAUUCCCUUUAAACACACAUUUUUCACUAAAAUGUAACAUAGAUGUGUUGUGAACACAUUCGCUCGAAAUCUGAUACAUUAAAUGUUUAAAAUCCCAUUUAAUAAAUAUAUUUAUGCAGCAGCUUCACACCCCAAUGCCAUGUUGCAUAAAUGGACAUUUAACAAAAAUAGCUUCCAUACGAAUGCAUAUAUUUAAUCGCUCAAUAUCAAAUGUGUCCUCAUUACACAUGGUUUGCAGAUGGGUUUAUUGCACUCUUCCUCUGGUGGUCACCACAGAAACACAAACAAUGUAUCUAAUUUACAACACAAACAAGGCUCACAAUGCUAUAUAAAUUAAUAUAACGAUGAAAAUGACCUAAAACUAAUUAAUUUCAAGCUUGAUAAUACUAAAUUAAUUUAACAGCGAACAUUUGACAACAUCAUUUAUAACAAUGCUGACAAUGCAAUAUGAAUUAAUUCAACAUUGUAAAUACUACCUAGAUUUAAUAACAAUGUUGGCAAUAUUUGUUUUAUGAAUAUAGCAGUGAAGAUAUGACCUAAAACUGAUUCAUAACAAGGCUGAUAAUACUCUUACUAAUUAAGAUAGUGAAGAUAUCACCUAAUAUCAAAAAAGUUAUUCCAGUCCUAAAAUGUAUAACCACUAAUAUUACAAAUAAGAGUUUUAAAUUAAUAAACCUAUUAUUUACUACAUUGGGGUGGUUUUAGAAGUCACAACUUAUACAAUAUUACAAUUAUAAUCAUAACGUUUAAAGUGAUAAUCAUACUAUUUUUGUAAUUAGUACCAUAUUAAACGAGGGGUACACUGUUUGGUCUGAUGGGACCUAAUCACAUGAGGCCCAGUCCCGCACCUCCGAUUAGCACGGCUGUCUACGUAUGGUGCAAAAGAAGUUCAACAUACAGACAGUCGGAUUCAUGUUUUCAUUGGAUAUCUUCUGUUUGCGGCAAAAUCCAGCUGAGCGCGAUCAUAUUUGAUCGAUUGUUUAACAAUGUAUGACAAAAUACUGUACUGCAUUACUAUACAAGCAACAAAACGUAUGCUUAGCUUCAUUUAUGUUGUUUUUCGAGCAAAAAGGUUAGUUACUGAGAAGAAUAUAUUAGGUCAUUUUAUACUCAAAGCAGCAUCGCCAGGACAAGACAUGGAGUGAGAUAAUACGGGUUCUUACUCGAGACGCAAAAAACAUGGGUUCGAUUCCCAGCUAGGGUAUGAUUUUAGGGGGUUUGCUUUUAUUUUGUAAAUACUCACCACACACACCAAUAUUUAAAAGUGGCAAUUGACCCUUCAAAUAAAUAUGCAAUUGUUCCCCCAUGCCUAGAGAUGUCCCCCCGGUUCUGUCACCUCGGCUGCAGCAUAUUCCAGAGGAAAACGAAUCUUUAUAUUAGUCGUGCAUACUAUAAAAUAAAUCAAUAGUAAAGCUUAUGUUUUGACACAAAUGCUCUUUGCUCUUGAAAUAAAUUAAUAAAUAAUGGCUCCUGCUGAUUAGCUGAAUCAACAUAGUCCUAUCAACAGAAAAUGUGUUAAUUUAUCUUAAUUGGGUCACAUUCUUGCACAGUUGUUUGGAUCGUACAAUUCAAAUUCAAAUUUUUACCCAAAGUUGAAAAAUAUCAAGUUCUGAACUCAUCACGCAAAAAUGUCAUACAUUUGUUUACAUUAUUUUCACAACUUGACACAUAUUUGCAUGCCAGAAUUCAUAUUUUCUAAAUUACUAUUCCACAUUAUUAUCCUGCAUAUUCUCCCUUUAUAUGCGCCUUGUCUUGGUUCGGUUCAAAGCCAAAUUUAUGUAAAUUUAACACUUUCUUUUUACUUAAAUAAUGUCAAAUACAUCCUUUCCACUGUACAACCGAGCUGGGCUGAUGCCCUGCCGAACCAGCGCUGUGCGGCUCAAGAGGCACCGUUUUGUUUUUCCACUGCAGAAUCCGAGCCGUGCUGCCAUAGUCGCAUGCAUUGCACACGUUUAGGCGCAUGUAAACAACGUGGCCGCCUUUGAGUUUAAAAUGGGCGAUUCAUCUUCCUCACAGUUUUCUGAGCGGUGUCACACUCCUUUGGCCCCGAAUGGCCCUGAGCCAGAUUCAGAUGCGUUGUUUGGUUUCGGAUUGGCUCUGCAAAUAGCCAGUGGGGAAACCACCCAACUGGCUGAACUCAAAUUUGCCAGCGGAAAAGGGGUAAAAAUGGGUCCUAAAAAUAAAUUGUGUUUCACCUGCAAGGGGCCAAGUAAACAUUUUAGCUUUCUCUUUAGUUUCGUGCAACACCUUUACACUUGAAUAAUCAUGAGGUUAAAGAACAGGGAAAUACCCUUAAGGUGUUUAUGCGACUAAUCACAAUCUUUAAAUCUAAUCUGUAUCUACAUAUAAAUCUGGGUGAGUUGUGUUUCAAUGCCUAUGUCGGAAUACUGAGUGAGCAUUGUUAAAAUCCUAAGUUCUAAUCUCUGGCUUUCACUCUUUUUAACAAAUUCUGAUUGUCUUACCUCGAUAACAACCGGUGGAAUUGGAAAAAAAUGUCAAAUGUUUUCGCACGAAGCAGCCAGAUAAGAUAGAGACUAAAUAACUCAGUUUUCUACACAGAUGAAGUUGAGUGCUGUUUGGUCGUCGUGUAAAACAGAUCGUGGAAUAAUGUCAAACGCUUGUUAUGUCACUUGUGGGUUGCAACUCCCAGAUGGGACGUGAGACUGCUGUUCUAAUGUAUUUCAAAACCAAAUGUGAUUUUUCCAUUCGCAUAAACGUCAGCAGAAUACUGAAGAUGUACUGGAUACAAGUCUAUAUACGGUAGACUCGAUUAUCUGAGCUAAUGACUGGGAGGACGGCGGUGGAUAAUGAAAAUUCGCGGAUAUUCCCAAAAUAUAUAUUUCCGUCAAUCUCAAGGACCAAACACAACUAAUAUAGGUAUAAAUUAUGUAUAAGUUAAGAAAAUGUAGUUUGUUAAAGAGCAAACUCAAAUUUGAUGUGAAGAAUCGACCGAUUGAUGCGUUGUGCCCACUAAGUGGACAGCAGAGCCACGCCAAUCAACAUCAUUCAAACUCCACCCACUGUUGUAAAGAUAUACAACUACUGUACUGUAGAUGCGGUCACGUAGAUUUCGGAUUAACCGGAGCACAUAUUUGUUCGGUUUAAGCGCGUAACUUGUAAUAAACAUUUCAAAAAAUAAAAAUGUUUAACUGUUUUCAGCUUAUUAAUUUGGGCUCAAGGGACAAUCCAUCAGUUAUUAUUUUAUGUCAAAAUCUCAGGUGCGUGGUUAAUCUGCAAAUCGCAUACACCACACGCAGAUAAUCGACAUUCUACUGUAUAUAUUCUGACUCUAAAUUGAAUAUCUAGUGGAUGCAUGUUCCCUGAGUAUAAAAUGUGCAUAAACAUGUACAAGGCAUAGACCGAAUUGAUGACAAUCUAUUUUGAACACGUUAACAGUAGGACAUGCACCUGCAUGAAUAUCAUUAGGUUAUGUUUUAGUCAUGUCUCCACAUAAUUCCAAAUAAAUUGGGAAUUAUAUUCUCGUGUCAGACUGCUGCCCCUAUUGCCUGUCCUUUUACGUCAGUACGUACCCUUAAUUAUGUUACGUUAAACAACAUUACUACAAUUAUCUCCAUAUUAAACACAUUUCCCUCAUCGCUUACGGCCUGCCCACCCUACAUCUAAUAUGUUACAAUGUAUAAUUUUAUAUAGUACUUAGCUCUUAAUACCGUUUCUGUCACUUGCAUUCUGGAUUUUUUUUUAAAACGCAACACUGUGCCCCUACAUCCAUGCAAGUUUGUGUCCUAUAUCCAACCUCCAUUUUGUCAAAAAAUUAUUAAAAAGAAGAUAUUUUCCCAUUUCUCCAAAUAUCUCUUCCAUCAUGGUGUCUCUGAUCCAAAUGAUUACUUGCCAGAUAGGUAUAGAGUCUAUGCUAUAGACUAACCACUUCGUUGUUUGUCUUCCACCAAGGCCAUUCUGCUCAAAUUAUUGUCUUAUGAGUGCUAAAUGCCCUUCUCUCAUCACACAUUGCAUCACUAUCAUCAUGAGCCCUCCUCGUAAUAUAUUGACUUUUGACACCAUAGACCACUUCAUAAUCCUUAACUAUUUCAAUACUACAUAAGAAUUUCUGGAACACUUAUCUGCUGGAUCUGCUCUCAUCUCACAAACCCCUCCUAAUGUUUCCAUAUGAGGUGUGUCUUCCUAUCAGAAACCACCGUGUUAUGGUAUCCCACAAGGCUCCAUUCUCAACCCCCUGUUCUCAAUAUAUCACACCUCCACUUUGCAAAUUCAUCCAUAGAUUUAAUAUGUACCAUCAUUGCAAUGCUGAUGACACCCAGCUCUACAUCACCAUUAGCUCCAUAAACCUGACAUCCCUGUCCACUCUCACAUCCAGCCUUUAGACUGGUUCUAAUUUCAUCCAGCUAAAUGUUGCCAAACGAAUUUACUCCUCACGAAAAGUGUGAAACUCCCUUUCCCCUGCCAUCCAUGCUGUUGACUCCCUGUCCCUGUUCAAGUACAGGCUCAAGACCUUCUUUUUCUCCUCUGCCUAUGACUGCCUCUUUAUAAAAUCAAUAAGCCCAUUGUUUUUCCAUAGCAUCUUGAGACGCAGUCAUAAUUAAAUGCGUCAUGAAUCUAAAUUGUAUUGUAUUUAUGCAUGUUUUUUGGCAUAAUGGAAAUUGAUAGAUAUUUUUUGUACAUACCAUGUGCAUUGUUUUAAACAUGGGACGUUAUUAUUUUUAUUUUGUAUUAUUUGAUCUGUCUACGUGGCUUUACCAAAAGACCAAAAGAAUAUGGGACAUUAACCAACUCAUUCCAUUGUAUAGUCUACAUAAGGUUGCAAACUCCAAUUAAAAACGUGUUUGAAUGUUAUAGAUGUGGGCUAUCUGAUUAAUUCAGAAAUCUUUAACUGGUGAUGGGAUAAAUCACCCAACUAAUCGGAUGAACACAUUUUAAUCUCGGUUUCCCAUGCUUUGCCACUGAGGUUAUGGGCAGGGCUUGGUGACAUUGGCACCAUCAGCUGCGUUGGUAAUGCUGGGCAUGGCCUACAUCUCCCACCAUCCGAAGAAGGAUGUGGGGGUGAACCCAACUAACCCACCGAAAAAACGAGUAAUUUACAAUGAUAAAUCUUAGUCCAUUAAUCCUCUUUCCAAACCACUGGAGGUCAAAAUGUAUCCUGAGUUCCAGUACUCAUUUCCAUGAAGGUCCUGCUUGUGGUAUGUUUGGUCACUUUCUUUUUUGAGCUUUCUUGUUGCAUGUGGAAGGAAACUCACGCUCAAACAUACUUGCUUUCCUGCACUCCACAAGAACUUAAUUUCCUCAAUUCGUCAAAGGUGGGUGUCUCAUUUCCAUGCAGACAUCCACAAAUGUAAUGGAUUAAAGGCUGCGUCCAUCACACCAGGAUAAUAUGCAGUUGACUGCUUGUUUGACUUUUCCUUAACCCUUCUGCAUUGCCCAAUGUAGUUUUGCUAUGAGAGCGAUGGCAUCCAAAAGCUGAAACUUAACUGUGGGGAGGUUUUUGCAAGUAAUGAAUUUUCUUAAUAUGAUUAUUUAUUUUGGGGGAAAUUCAGUAAUGUCAUAAUUAUUAACGUAAAGGAACAGUGUUAUAAAAAAAAUAUGAAAACUGAGCUUUUUCACAGAUUACGAUCGGCCACAUGUGAUCAUUUGUCCACCAUAGAUGUGGCAUACCACCAGAACUUAGUUUUUUUACCAAGAUAAGACUUUCACUCAAUAGCUGGGAAAUUACCUAUUAAGCUACAGUGCUAGCUUAAGGAUGCUAUCACAUUUGUUUUCUGAAUUGUCAGCAUCAAACAUUUAUAUUUAGAAAAACAAACAUAUUUAAUUGCAAAUAUGGAUUAACUUAGACAUUUUUGUUAAAAAUCAAGAAUAGUUAACUUCGUUGGUAACACUGACUAAAAAUCCUCACCACCAGUGAUAUUAACACUACGUAAAAAAAAAUAAGUAAAUAUAUUUCAUGUCAAUGUUUGAUACAAUGACCAUGCUUCACAGCACACGCAAAGGACACUCAGAACACUUUGACUGACGUAGGAGGAGAGUGCAUUAUACAUUGCGUUGUUUCAAUAUUGUUGCUUUCAAAAACGCUACACAAAUAAUAAGACAGGAGCCAAUACCAUUUCCUUUCACUGGACCUAAACAUUACUACCGCCUGCCAAUGGAAGGACAAGAGACAGGGCUUCAAUUGUAUUAGCAUAAGACUCAUCAAAUCUCGCUGCAACCAUCUCCAAAGAACCACCUCUACAUCUUGCAUAACUGUUGAUGCACACCUUUAUAUGAGACACCAGUAAUGCCAGCUGACACUUUUGUGAUGAAUGUAUUUAUUGUGUCCAAUUAGCCUACCUUAAAGACAGUCUAAAUCAGUCACUGCCAGCGAUGGUCAUGGUCCGAACUACAUGUCUAGGUGAAGUCAAUAUAUUGUUUGGUGGAAAUACGCUAUUAAGGAGAGCUGGGAGCUUGUUUCCAAGCAAGAUGCUGACUACCUUGCAAUGUUGAACAAAAAAAUUACGUUUACGUAAAACAAUCAGCAACAGUGUUUAAUAAUGCCCAUUUAUAUCCUCAAUUAUAAAAAUAUGGGUAGAAAAUGUUGCAUUCUUCGCAUGAAUGUGCAAGGUUAUGCUGACAUUUUUUUAGUUUAAUUCCAAUCACCACAUUCACAAUACAAGCCACCCAUCUAGCUUAUACAAUCCUCAAAUAUCAAUGACUGUAUUUCAAUUGCCCAUUUUUUGCCAGACACUAUAUACCAAAAAAUAUUUUUCAAACGUCACUAAAAAUGUUCUGGCUAUUAUCACUCAUAUAAUAAUAGUCCAUUGCAUAAGAUAUCAAAGGGGUUUUUCGGAUAAAGACAAUGUUACCUUUUUCGGUGGUGAGGUUUUUCUCUCUCUGUUGAAGUCCAUUGUUUUAAUUACACCACAUUGUAAAAUGUAAAAAGUGUGUUAUGUUCACAGUGAAGAAAGGAAGUCAUAAUAUAAAUUGCCAUUUUGACCCUCAUUUAUGUUGUAUACCUUUGCUUCAUAGCACAUGUACAGAAUAUUUGUAAAUUUAAUUUUGGCUGUCCUGUUGAUGAACAAAUGAAGCAUUUCUCUUGAUGCUGAACGUGUGUACUAGAUCACGUGUUCGAAGGGGAUUAGUCAUCGACCUUUGGCUGAUUUGUGGUUGGUGGAACGAGGUGAAUGGGGGCCAAAGUUAAGAAAAGUCUUCUCUUAUUUCAAAAAGGUGAAGUGAAAUAUAAUCAAUAUACACAAUAUUGUCCAGCAUUUGUGUAUGUGUAAAGGUUUGAGCUUGAUAUUUCAUAAUUGCUUAUACAUUUGUAACCAAUAAAG